AUGGAUAAAGAAAUUGAACUUCUGCAUCAAUUCGUUGAUCUGUGCAAGAGAAAUCCUGGUUUGCUGCAUGAACCAAAAUAUGCUUUCUACAAGGAAUACCUUGAAAGUCUUGGUGCAACAAUACCACCGUUGCCAAAGAAAGAAGAGAAGCCCAAAGAACCGGAGGUUCACGAGGACGAAACCAUGGAUGAACCAGAACCACCGGUUGAAUUGGAUAUGAGCGGUGUUAUAGAGGGUGAAAAAGACGAACCAUUGCCGAUGGGCGAUAGCGGCAAAGAGGUUAGCGAUGAAGAUCUCGAAAAAGCGAACGAAGAACGAAAUCAGGCUAUGGAAGCAUUCAAUGAAGGUUGUUUUUGUGAAUUUCAAUUUACACUUGAUUGGUGGUCGCGUUUUGCAUAUCAUAAGCGAAACGUUCUUACGGAUAGUACACAGUUUUUCUCGGAACAUUGA
Molecule: messenger RNA, 450 nt
Organism: Anisakis simplex (herring worm)
Lineage: Eukaryota; Metazoa; Nematoda; Chromadorea; Rhabditida; Anisakidae
Source: the annotation of a GenBank genome assembly